GUAACCGGUUGCAAAGUAAAGAGAUCACAGCAUCGCCCUGUGUCCCAAUCCUCAGAAGACGAUGGAAGGAGCCGGAGCCGGGGAGGCUGGAGGUUCUGGGUCUCCCAGCCCUGAGGCCGAAGAAGCCCAGGCGCAAGCUGCACAGUUUCACGAGGAUGAGGAGAUCAUUGAGGUGCUGGAGCUGAACGACGUAGAACCAGAUCCAGAUGAUUUGGCCAGCGACAUGGAGGACGUCGACUUUGCAGAUGAUCCUGAAGAUGGGGAAAUGGCUGAUAAUGAGGAAUGGGAGACAGAGGAUGAGGGAGUGGAAGAAGGAACGGACCCCCAUGACGACAGUGAGCUGACAUUCUCCAAACAUACAGCCUCUGUGUUCUGCGUCAGCCUGGACCCCAAAGAGAGCGCUCUGGCAGUGACAGGGGGAGAGGACGACAAGGCGUACAUAUGGCGCCUGAGUGACGGAGAGACUGUGUUUGAGUGCACAGGUCACAAGGAUUCUGUUACUUGUGCUGUUUUUAGCCACGACUCCACUAUGGUGGCCACUGGAGACAUGAGUGGCCUGAUCAAGGUGUGGAAGGUGGAGGGGGCAGAGGAGAUCUGGUCUUUCGAGGUGGGAGAUCUAGAGUGGCUGGAAUGGCACCCCUGUGCCCACGUAUUGCUGGCUGGCACAGCUGAUGGAAACACCUGGAUGUGGAAAAUACCCAGUGGCGAGUGUAAGACUUUCCAGGGCCCCAGCUGCCCGGCUACCUGUGGCCAGUUCCUGCCCGAUGGAAGGAAAGCCGUGGUGGGCUAUGAAGACGGAAGUGUGCGGAUAUGGGACCUGAAACAAGGAAAUGCUCUUCAUGUCCUCAAAGGCACAGAUGGACACGCCGGGCCUCUCACGUGUGUCGCCUCUAAUAACGAUGGCAGCCUCGUACUUACGGGUUCGGUGGACUGUGACACAAAGUUGGUGAACACAGCAACUGGCAAGGUUGUUGGGGUUUUCAAGACGGAAAGCAACGUGUCCAAGGCCUCAAGACGAGAAGAUGGGGAGGCGGAGUCCAACUCAGUGGAGUCUUUAGGCUUCUGCAAUGUCCUUCCCCUGGCUGCUGUUGGUUAUCUAGAUGGCACCUUGGCUGUAUAUGACCUCUCCUCUCAAAGUCUGAGACACCGGUGCCAGCAUGAGUCAGGAAUUGUACAACUCCUAUGGGAGCAGAACUCGCCUGUGGUGUACACCUGUAGCUUGGAUGGAGCCGUCAGAUUAUGGGACUCCCGUUCUGGCAAAAUGAUUAGCGAAUACUGUGGGCACACUGCUGAAAUUCUCGACUUUGCUCUGAACAAAGAUGCUUCCAUUGUGGUCACAGCGUCGGGGGAUCACCAGGCUAAAGUGUUCUGCGUGCAGCAGCCGGACCGUUAGACACAUCUCCUUUACACCCUCAUAGGAACGGCGCGCGGCGCUGCUGUAUCUUUCCUACAUACGUAUGUGAGGAUGUGUGUGCAGAUAUUUCUUUACGUGUAUUUACACUUCUCCAGAAGCCGCGGCGCCCCCUCCUGCCCACCUCUCUUUUAUAUGGCGUAUGGCGCAGGACUGCGAGGAAAUUCGUUCUUUUUAACCUGUCUGCCUUUUACGCACAAUGGCCGCUGAUCUCAAAGGAAAAGAAUAUUUUGUUUGCCCGGGAAGUGAGGUUGUGGAUCUACGGAAGCCGACGCACGUGGCAAAUGGGGGGCAUCGAAAGUAAAUUCUAAA
This is a messenger RNA of Xenopus tropicalis (tropical clawed frog), 1723 nucleotides long. It is a transcript of the gene aamp, whose product is annotated as angio associated migratory cell protein. The record is from RefSeq and is marked provisional. Gene Ontology annotation, cellular component: cytoplasm. NCBI's taxonomy places the organism in Eukaryota, Metazoa, Chordata, Amphibia, Anura, Pipidae.